Messenger RNA from Guillardia theta CCMP2712, 3237 nucleotides. RefSeq lists its product as hypothetical. The record is from RefSeq and is a predicted model, not a curated record. Gene Ontology annotation, molecular function: mannosyltransferase activity; protein binding. Lineage: Eukaryota; Cryptophyceae; Pyrenomonadales; Geminigeraceae. Gene Ontology annotation, biological process: endoplasmic reticulum unfolded protein response; protein O-linked glycosylation via mannose. Bases 1 to 3237 code for a protein of 1078 amino acids. Gene Ontology annotation, cellular component: endoplasmic reticulum. The transcript is spliced from 10 exons.
AUGCCGGGCCUGGCCGAGUCUUUAAGUGCAGUCGGCGAUCGUCAUUCCUCGAUGCAUCAGUCUCGAGCUCUUGGGAACGAUCCGGUGUGGAGAAAGCGCAGGUCAGAGAUCGACCAGAGGAGGAAGCGGAAUCGGAUCGAACCUUGCUCGUUUCCUGCAUCAAGAACCGAGUUGACGAUGACAGAAAGAGUUGAUGUCGAAGCAUCAGAAGGGAUGACAGCAAACAAAGUCAUCAGAAGCUUUCUGGAGGGGAAUUUCUGGUUUCCCGUGCAAAUCCAGGGAGAGAAAGACAACAGGAUCUCUUUCACCGUCGACAACAAGGCAAGAUGCAAGAUGAAGUGGUUCGAAGGAGAUAUGGAAGCUCCCAUCGAGGGAGCAGGAGAUCUAAGAUUCCUCUUGGCCUCGAUCUUUCAAGUGCCCUGCGAGGAGGUAGACGUGGCGAUUCGAUGCCUUGACAACGGCAAGUCUCUGAGAAUGACGUCCAGCAAUCCGAGAGAGCUUCUGGAAGAGCUCAAGACUUUGACAGAGCGAAGCUUCUUCUCAGUCACGCGCAAGGGAGUCGACAGUGGAGCAGAGUUUGAGGCCGCUGACAUGAUGGGGGAUUCGGACGACAUGAGGGUGGAGUCCACUUCUGACCCUGGAGCCAAGGAGAUGUCUGAUCCUGCUCGCGUUUCAUCGUUGGAUCACUCGGAUCCUCUAGAAGGGGAGGAGAAGAGUCCCGGACAAAGAUGUUUGGAUAAGCUGCUGGUUGAAAUCCAUUACAUGCAAGCGGGAAGGAAUGAAACGUUCCUGCUUCGAAAACUGAUAGACUCUGAGGCAACAGGCGGCAAGGAAGAAGAGGAUAUCCUCAUAGAGAUGACUUGGAUCCAAGGCAAGGCAAGGUUCUUCCUGAAUGCAGUUCGAGACCUUGUUCUCUUCUUGUCAAGAUUGUUUGGGACCAGUUUUGAUCAUUCACAUCUUUCUCUUGUGAGCAGCCAAGAUGUGAGCAGUGUUCCGCAGAGAAUAUCGAGGUACACAUCCAGACUAGAUUUCUGGGCUGAGAUGAAGAAGCAUGGAGUCUUGGGCACCACCAAACUUUACUUCCAGCACGUCGACGUAUCAGUGCAGCUGGAUCAGAUGAGGGAGAUUUCGCUCAAGUCGAUUCUCGGUGAUUUGAAUCCCAUUCCGCUGCCUCAGUUCCAGCCUCGAACGUUCGACUUUCGUGUGACUGACGGCGAUAAAGAAGAAGUGAUGCGGAUAGAGAUGGAGGCAAAGGGAGCAACAGGUAUGUCGAGGACUCGAUGCCUGGAUAAGCACGGUUCUCAAGAUGCGAUCAAGGUUUUUGCUCCAAUCUUCAGGAGAAAAGCGAAAGACAGCAUUCUUGAAUUGAAAGUACCUGCAACUGAACUCCCCGAGAAAAUGGCGACUGUCACAGUCGAUGACAUAAGUCCCUCUCAAUUCAUCAGCUUGAUUGCACAUUGCUCCCUACGGGACAUUGCUGUUCGAGUGGCGCAGAAAAAAAAUGUUGAUUCGAACAUGAUGCCUUUGUUGAAUGAUCCCAUUUGUCGCAACAAUUUUCCCAGACGUUUUGGUAGUACCAAGGGUGUCAAAGCAAGUUCUGAGGCUGUGAAUCCUUUGCUUGUAAGAGGAGAAGAAGAUCCCAUAGAGGAUGAUUCAGAUGACGGUGGAGUGAGCAUUGAUCCGGUCCGAAUUCUUCUUCUUUCUGACAAGGAUUGGACCAAUUAUUGUCUUGCGAGCGCAAAAUACCUUUCGUUCAUAGGAAGUUUCGCUGAAGACUCCGAGUUUUGGGAUACCUCUGAAGCUCUGUUUGAGCUUGCGAUUGUCACUGACAAUGAGCAAAUUGCUGCUCAGAAUGGAACUAUCGAUCAUCUUACGAGCGCCAGAAUCAGAUUUGAUUUCGCUCAUUUCUGCCAGACCAAAAAGAUAGAUCUUGAUCUGGCAGAGAAGCUGCUCAGAGAAUCGAUUGCCUUCAAUCCCGCUCGCUCCAGUGUUUGGCAUAAUCUUGGCAUCCUGCUCAUGGGCAAGAACGGCGAACAAGAGGCACAAACAGCAUUCGAUAGGGCGCUCAUGCUGAACCCAUCAUCCAUAGACACACUGUGCAGCAAAGCCAGCUUGUCUCUGCACAUGGCCAAGAACAUUUCUGAGAUAUGUCAGCUGGUGGAGAGGGCAGAAAGCAUCAAACCUGGAAGCUUUGAAGUAUUGCUGCUCAAAGGAUCGUUAUUUCACCACAAGGAUUACAACGAUCAACUGGGAGCUUUUCGGAACCUCUUAAGAGCCUUCAGACUUCAGCCGUACAACGUUGAAUUGCUGCACACAAUGGGGAGCUUUCACAAGCUGGUGAUGAACGAUGUUGCAACUGCUAUCGAGUACUUCAAGCAAGCUUUCUCCUUUGAUCCCCUGGAUCCGCAAGUCUUGACAAGCCUGGCCUUGGCUCUCAUGGAGGGCCGAAGGUUCAAGGAUGAGCAUGAUAGGGUGGAGCUGGAGGUCGAUGGACUAGACUACGACUUCCACGAGGCCUUUCGCCUGUCUCAAGACGCGAUCGCACUUUGUCCUCAGUCUGCGCACGUGCACUAUGUGCAUGGCCAAUGCUUGGAGGAGUUCGAUCAAAACAUGCUGGCAGCGAAAGAAGAGUAUGAAGUAGCCCUGAAGCUAGACCCUCAGCAUGUUGAGGCUCUUUGUGACUUGGGCUCCAUCUACCUCAAUAACUUGUCGGACUUCCAGUCUGCAGAGAAGAUUCUCCAUCGUGCUCUCCGUAUUGAGCCCAACAACCCACAAGCUCACUACCACCUCUCCGACAUCGACGUCAUCGUGUACAACGAUGUGGCCAGGGCCGAACGAAGGCUCCUGGACACUCUCAACUGUACUUGCAAUCCUCGGCAGCAAAAUGUGCAUCAGAACUGGUGCAAUUUGCUUCAGACUAUCACAUACAUUCAAAUCUUCCACUUCAGGAACCAGUCGCUGCCGAGGCACCCCUUGUGCCUGGACUUCUUCACGACAUGUUUGAAAAGGCUCGGGAUAUUGAGGUCCAAGAUGAACUUGGAGGGCCUGCCGGAGCUGUACGAUUGUAUUCGUGAUCAACUUGACUACAACAGCACUGAAGAAGGGGAGGAGGACUAUAUGAGCGAAGAUGGCGAGGAUCAAAAUCAAGAGACGCAGCAGACAGACAAAAAUGUGUGCGAGAAAGCAUUGUCUCGGUUGCAGACAUUGUUGAAUGCUCGAAAGAGUAACUCGGGGUGA